Ogataea philodendri is the source of this 1506-nucleotide messenger RNA. RefSeq lists its product as uncharacterized. The transcript has a single exon. Gene Ontology annotation, biological process: transmembrane transport; carboxylic acid transport. Bases 1 to 1506 code for a protein of 501 amino acids. Gene Ontology annotation, cellular component: plasma membrane. Lineage: Eukaryota; Fungi; Ascomycota; Pichiomycetes; Pichiales; Pichiaceae. Gene Ontology annotation, molecular function: carboxylic acid transmembrane transporter activity. The record is from RefSeq and is a predicted model, not a curated record.
AUGGUGUCUGUGAACAAAGUAUCCGAAAUCUCGGAGGUGACCGUGGAGCCAUCUGGCUCCGACAUUAUGGUGUACGAUAAAGAGACUAGAAACGAACGGUUCAAGAAGAAGAAGUCCCUCAGUGACAUCUUCACCAUCAUUUGUGCCGGUGCCGCUUUGCUUUCGGACGGAUACCAGAACAACUGUAUGAACAUGUUGAACUCCGUUUUUGCUGUUGAGUACAAGAAAGAGUACGAUACCACCAUGAAGACGCGUGUGUCCAAUGCUUUGCUUGUUGGUGCAGUCAUUGGUCAAGUUGUGGUUGGUUUGACCGGUGACUACUUGGGAAGAAAAUGGGCCAUUCUGGCUACCACCUCGAUGAUCGUGGUGGGAUCAAUCCUUGCUACUGCCGCACACGGAAAGACUAUUGACGGCAUGUUUUGGAUGUUGAUUGUUGCCAGAGGUUUGACUGGUUUCGGAGUUGGAGGUGAAUACCCGGCCAGUUCUACAGCUGCGUCCGAAUCUGCCAAUGAAGCUUCCAAAAAAAGAGGAGGGGUUUUCGUGCUAGUUACCAACCUUCCUCUGUCGCUUGGAGGUCCGUUCGCCCUGAUUGUGUUCCUGAUUGUGUAUCGUGCCAGUGGUAGCGGUGCCCAUCUAUCAACUACAUGGAGAGUCAUGCUGGGUAUUGGCUGUAUUUGGCCGCUCGCCGUUUUCUACUUCAGAUUCAAGAUGGCUACCUCCGUGCUCUACAAGAAAGGAGCUAUCAGGAAGAACGUUCCAUACUGGCUCACUUUCAAAUUCUACUGGAUUAGACUGAUUGGAACGUGCGGUUGUUGGUUCAUCUACGAUUUCGUCACCUUCCCUAAUGGUAUCUUCUCCUCCACCAUCAUCUCGUCUGUGUUGUCCGACACCAAGGACCUCGAAAAGGUUGCCGAAUGGAACUUGCUUCUGGCUAUCAUCCCAAUUCCAAUGCUGCUCGUGGGAGCUUGGCUCACCGACAAGAUUGGAAGAAAGUAUACCAUGUGCAUUGGUUUCAGUGGAUACCUUGUGAUUGGUCUCAUCAUUGGAUGUGCGUACAAGAAAAUCUCCAAGAUUGUGCCGUUGUUUAUCAUUUUCUACGGUAUCUUCAACGGCUUCGGUAACCUUGGUCCAGGUAACAUUUUGGGACUCGCUUCUGCCGAGAGUUAUGCUACCCCAGUGCGUUCGACUCUGUACGGACUCUCUGCCGCUGUUGGUAAGGCAGGUGCCGCCGUCGGAACCCAAGCUUUUACUCCUAUCCAGAAGAACCUUGGUAAACCAUGGACUUUCAUCAUUGCUGCUCUUCUGGGUUUGACCGGUGUGAUCAUUGCAUUCAUCUGCAUCCCUCACAUCAGAGAAGAUGAUCUCAUGCUUGAGGACAUAAGAUACUUUACCUAUUUGAGAAAGCACGGCUGGACGGGCGACUUUGGUGCAGAGGGCGAGAUCGACGCUUACGAGAAAGGAAAGUUUUCUGAUGAGACUAUUGAGAAUGUUUCUGAGUCUAGCUAA